This is a messenger RNA of Populus euphratica (Euphrates poplar), 447 nucleotides long. RefSeq lists its product as uncharacterized. The transcript has a single exon. Lineage: Eukaryota; Viridiplantae; Streptophyta; Magnoliopsida; Malpighiales; Salicaceae. The coding region runs from base 1 to 447 and encodes 148 amino acids. The record is from RefSeq and is a predicted model, not a curated record.
AUGGGUGUUUCUGAGCCAGGAAAAGUAUGCAAGAAUCAUCCAUAUCACGAUCAGAAACAAGGGGUCUGUGCAUCAUGUUUAAGAGAGAGAUUAACGCAGCUAAUCUAUGUCAAUACUUCACAAUCAGCAGUGCUUGCACCUCCUUCGUCAUCAUCUUCUCCUGAUCAUCCCUUCUCUUCUGUUGCCUCUACAAACCAUGUAUCUCGUCGCCAGCAUCACCGGAACAUUUCAGAUAAUUAUAAUAUGGGUUCAGUAUCUUUCAGGGUACGUGUCAGUAACCGCUUGAAGAAGAGUAGAUCAAUUGCUUUUGUGACAAGAAACCAUACUGGAGAGGUAAAAAAUGGGAAGAAGAGCAAUGGGUUCUGGACUAAUUUGCUUCAUUUGAAGGGAAAGAAGGAUCGGGUUUUGAUGCGUUCUGCUGUCUCUAUGAAUGAAAGGUUGUAUUAA